Phytophthora infestans T30-4 is the source of this 674-nucleotide messenger RNA. RefSeq lists its product as uncharacterized. The record is from RefSeq and is a predicted model, not a curated record. The transcript has a single exon. The coding region runs from base 1 to 600 and encodes 199 amino acids. NCBI's taxonomy places the organism in Eukaryota, Oomycota, Peronosporomycetes, Peronosporales, Peronosporaceae.
AUGGACGUCAAGAAGCGCGGACUACUUAGCGUCGCAUACGCUGGCGUGGGCGUGGUCUUCACCGCAGCUGCCAGGUUUGACUGGCUGUCCAAGGGCGCGGCCGCCUCGCUCCUCUCGCUCGUGUGGUUGGGCUUCGUGCUCGCCAUCUCCUGCACCGAGUCGUGGGUCAAGUUCCGCGCUCCGUUCAUGCCACGCCACCUGGCAUUGGACUUGGGUCGUACCAUGUUCGCGGCGCUCAACUCGGUGGAGAUCGGGCUUUGCGUGGGGCUCUGGCUGCCGCAUUUCCUCGUUGCGUCUGAUGGGGGAGAUGCUGUGUGGCGCCUCGUCCUUGCCACGCUGCUACUGGCCGUCCAGGCUGCGUGGCUCUACCCGAAGCUGCAGCUCACGGCCGAGUUUGCUUUGUAUGAAGCGCUCAAGGAGAUGGACGACGACAGUAUGUCAUUCAACCAGAAGAUGCAGUUCGGCGAGAUUAGACACCAGGUCCAGAUCCAAGAUCGUCCAAGGGCGAUCUACCACAUCCUCUACGUCGGCGCCGAGUUCGUCAAGAUCCUGACGCUUGUCAGCUUCGCGUUGCACUUCCUCAAGGCCAUCCCCGCGUGAGCUCAGUAGGAAGUUUUUUUUGCAUACUUUGUUCAAGAUACCUCGUAAUCGUUCAGUCAUUGGUUGAAAUUUUG